Molecule: messenger RNA, 1108 nt
Organism: Hippocampus comes (tiger tail seahorse)
Lineage: Eukaryota; Metazoa; Chordata; Actinopteri; Syngnathiformes; Syngnathidae
Gene: ran
Product: RAN, member RAS oncogene family
Exons: 7
Coding region: 117-767 (216 amino acids)
Biological process (GO): protein import into nucleus; ribosomal subunit export from nucleus
Cellular component (GO): cytoplasm; nucleus
Molecular function (GO): GTP binding; GTPase activity
Source: RefSeq, a predicted model, not a curated record
UGCCGCUGGUUGGUCACGUGAUAAGGGCGGAAACUGACUCAUAGUCCACGCUGAAUCUCCCGCGUACGCAGCCAUUUACUCUUUCCUUGCUUCGCAGCACCACUGUUUUCGCAGACAUGUCCCUGGAUGAAUCUGCAGCGGCCGUAUUUAAGCUUGUUCUGGUGGGUGAUGGAGGCACCGGUAAAACAACUUUUGUGAAGCGACAUCUUACAGGAGAGUUUGAAAAGAAAUAUGUUGCUACUCUGGGGGUGGAGGUGCACCCGCUGACUUUUCACACCAAUAGAGGCGCCAUCAGGUUUAAUGUGUGGGACACAGCUGGACAAGAGAAGUUUGGAGGCCUGAGAGAUGGCUACUACAUUCAAGCCCAGUGUGCAAUCAUCAUGUUUGACGUCACUUCACGAGUCACCUACAAGAACGUGCCCAAUUGGCAUCGUGACCUGGUGCGUGUCUGUGAAAACAUUCCCAUUGUGCUCUGUGGCAACAAGGUUGACAUCAAAGAUAGGAAAGUCAAAGCCAAAAGUAUUGUCUUUCACCGCAAGAAGAACCUGCAGUACUAUGACAUUUCUGCGAAGAGUAACUACAACUUUGAGAAGCCUUUCCUUUGGCUCGCAAAAAAAUUAGCCGGAGAUCCCAACAUGGAGUUUGUGGCAAUGCCCGCUCUCGCUCCCCCAGAAGUUGCAAUGGACCCAGCCAUGGCUGCCAAGUACGAGGAGGAGCUUCAAGUUGCAUCAAGAACAGCGCUCCCAGAUGAAGAUGAUGACCUCUAACAUGUUCCAGAGUCUCCUGGUCUCCUCUCCCUCCCCUCUGUGGAAGUCAAGUUGUUGGAAUUUUGCCCCCAUAACUGUAAAAACCCUUAAGAUUUUUUUUAAUUUUUUUUUCUUUGCUUUGUUUUAAAACUCAGUUUGGAAAAGAAAAUCCUGGUGGGAAUAAGUUGCUGUUCAAUUUCACUGUAUAGACACCAACCACCUUAGUGUUAUUAGCAUGACAACAUGCUUCUCUUCGUUGGGCACCAUCCACUGCACUUAGAUAGCUUGCAAUGCUGUUGUACGGUGUGUUGGAGGCACUAAGGGAGGAAAGUUUGAAUAAAGAUGUUCUCAAGACAUGCUCA